UGGCAGACCUGCUCUACUGGAAGGACACCAGGACGUCUGGAGCCGUCUUCACGGGCCUCAUGGCCUCUCUCCUCUGCCUCCUGCACUUUAGCAUCGUGUCUGUGGCUGCGCACCUAGCCCUGCUGGGUCUCUGCGCCACCAUCUCUCUCAGGGUUUACCGCAAAGUGCUCCAGGCCGUGCACCGGGGUGAUGGCACCAACCCUUUCCAGGCCUACCUGGACAUGGACCUGACCCUGACCCGGGAGCAGACAGAGCGUUUGUCCCAGCAGAUUGCCUCCCAAGUGGUCUCCACAGCCACACAGCUGCGGCAUUUCUUCCUGGUAGAAGACCUGGUGGAUUCUCUCAAGGUACCCCCU
Molecule: messenger RNA, 356 nt
Organism: Alexandromys fortis (reed vole)
Lineage: Eukaryota; Metazoa; Chordata; Mammalia; Rodentia; Cricetidae
Product: reticulon-2-like
Exons: 2
Cellular component (GO): endoplasmic reticulum membrane
Source: RefSeq, a predicted model, not a curated record